Penicillium soppii is the source of this 732-nucleotide messenger RNA. RefSeq lists its product as uncharacterized. The record is from RefSeq and is a predicted model, not a curated record. The coding region runs from base 1 to 732 and encodes 243 amino acids. NCBI's taxonomy places the organism in Eukaryota, Fungi, Ascomycota, Eurotiomycetes, Eurotiales, Aspergillaceae. The transcript is spliced from 2 exons.
AUGUCGAAGUUCGUGAACAAAGUGAAGGAUGCCAUGACUGAUCAUAACAAGGACGCACCUACAGCCCAUGGCUUUCAAGCUCCUCAUGAUGAGAACGCGUCUUCCAAUUUUCCCACCACAGAAUACGAUCCAAACCAGCAUAAAUCUUCUAGCAUGAAUGAAUCUUCUGGCAUGGGCUCCAACAAUCCUUACGAGUCAGGCGCCCCGUCUGACGAUGGUCCUGGUACUUAUCAUCGCGACUCCAAGUUCACUGACAACCGCGCUCAACACGCUGGCCCUACCAACCCCCAAAACUACAGCUACGUCCCCAGCAACAUAUCCUCCCCCGGACAGCCUCGCACCUCGGGUCUCGACAAUCAUCAAUCUAUCGAAGAUGAUUAUAGCAAAUCCACUCAAGAAAAUAAAUCCCAGUCCCGACCGUCCGACAACUACAAGUCUCAGGGUCAAUGGAAUAGCCAGGAAAGUCAUGAGACUUCUACGCAAGAGCACAAAUCCCACUCCGCUACUACCCACACCAUGCCCUGCCAGACAAAUCUGCAAAAUGAGCCAGGCUUUGACGAGCGUGCCGCUGAGCCGAGCUUCGGUGGUAACGCGGCUGGUAGUAGCAGCUCGACCUCGGGCGUUAGACAGCCAUCUGGUAAUCAAAGCACUGAUCCUCUGAAUAAACUUGAUCCCAGAGCCAACCGAUCAAAUGAGCAAUCCGGUUUUGCCGAUCAGCGAAGUGGAUUUUAG